Paramecium sonneborni is the source of this 1432-nucleotide messenger RNA. Lineage: Eukaryota; Ciliophora; Oligohymenophorea; Peniculida; Parameciidae. The record is from the annotation of a GenBank genome assembly.
AUGUAUUUAAGUAAUCUCUAAUUAUAUGAAAGUAAUAUUGAAAGUUACUGAAACGAAUAGAAGGGUAAAUAUGAAAUAUAAUUGAAGAUUAAGAUUAUUUAUAGGAGGAGUAUUAAGGAUUAGAAAUAAUUGAGUUAGAUAUGAAAGAGAAAUAGAUAGUAAAUAAAAAAGUAAAAUAUUGGUGAUAUAACAUAUCCGUUUUAAUAAUUAAUAAUAAUGUAUAAGGUAAUAUUAUUAUGUUCACUUGUAAUAUUUGGAAGUAGUUUGACAGAGAGUGAAAGACUUUUGUAAUCCUUAGAAAGUAAUGAGUUUGGAAAGACAAUAAUUUAAAUGAUCUAAAUUCAAUUGUAAGGAAACAGCAGUGUUGAUAAAAUAAUAGAUUUGUUAAGUUAGAUGAAGGAUAGAAUAAAUAGUGAAUAAGAUAUGGAGAGAUAAAAGUCAAGAGAUCAUACAUAAUUUUGUGAUGACAAAUAUGAUGAAAUAUUAUUUGUUAUAGAUUCAUCAGAAUAUUAAUUAGCAAAAGAUUAAUAAACAUUGCCAUUAUUUAUUUAAGAAUAAAAAAAUAAAUAAAGAUAAUUAUUAGAUAAAGAAGAAAUUGAAGAGAGAAAUAAUUAACGUAUAGGAGAAUUAACAGAUUAAAGAGAUUUAACAAGAGUAAUAAAAAAAUUUAAACAUAGUAAUAAUAUGAGAAUAGAAGAGAUGAAUUAACAACAAUGAUAGGUGCAUUACAAGAAGGAAGAAGAAUAAUUAGUAAGUUAAGUACAAAGAAAUGGGAUCCUUUGAGUGGAACAUUUUCAUUCCUUGAAUUUUCAUAAUUUAUGUUUAAUGAAUUAGAAUCACAUUAAAAGUCUUUAAAGAAAUAAUCAAAUGGAAUAGGAUUGUUAUAUGAAUUGCUAUUAGAGACAUCACAGUAAGAUGGUGCUGAUUAUUUAUUAGAGAUCCAGGAAUAUAGGCAAAUUAAUAAGGUGUAGCAAAGAUUUAAGAGAUAAUGGAUGAAUUAAUAGAGAGCAUAUUUGAUUUAUUAAAGAAAGAAUUAUUGGAAGAUAAUGCAAGAGAAUAAGAUUAUUAGAAUUAAAAGGAAAGAAUAGUAAUUUAGAAUAGAAGAUUAUAAGCUACAAUAGCAACAUUUAGAGCUAGAGUAUUGAUAAUAAAUUAAACAAUACUUGAAUUGAAUAAUGACAUAAGAUUCAAUACUGAAGUAAUUGAUUUAAUUUAAAUAUAGAAAUCUACUCUGCUCAGAAAAUAGAAGGAUGAUUGGGAAAAAACAUGUGUAGAUUAUCAUAAUGGAUAUGUUGAGGCUACUAAAAUUAGGUAUAAUUUUAUAAUAAAUGAUAUUAGAACAUAAUAAAGUGACAUAUUAACAGAAGUUAUUUAAGUGUUUAAUAGAAAUUAUAAUGAAUUCCCAAGUUUAAUUUAGAAUAUAACAGUUUGA